Messenger RNA from Colletotrichum godetiae, 2571 nucleotides. Its product is annotated as carbamoyl-phosphate synthase subunit L. Gene Ontology annotation, molecular function: ATP binding; methylcrotonoyl-CoA carboxylase activity; metal ion binding. The transcript is spliced from 3 exons. Lineage: Eukaryota; Fungi; Ascomycota; Sordariomycetes; Glomerellales; Glomerellaceae. Gene Ontology annotation, cellular component: mitochondrion. Bases 301 to 2469 code for a protein of 722 amino acids. The record is from RefSeq and is a predicted model, not a curated record.
CCUACCUUACUUACCUUACCUAAGGCAGUUUUGGAGAAGUCCAGCACGUCCCGCCUGAAAUCCGGGGUCGCCUUUCAGCGGCUUGCAGCGCCCACGGCUAUUAUCGGCACCACUCAUUCCAAGAUGAUCGAGCGCAACAAGCCGAAGCUCCUUUGAGACCUCGGGUUACCUGGGGCAUUCGCAUUGAGCCCUGCGCUUGCCUCCUCUGCAAUCAACUUUGCUUUCUUCUCUUCCUCCCUAUGUGCGUUUAAUCGAUAUUCCAAGCUUACAAUUCACGUCACAAAGCUUCAAUCAUCCAACAUGCGUUCCAUGAAAGCGAAGCACCGGCUCGUCCGACCCCUCCCUCGGCUCCUCUCCACUGCCGCAGGCCAGACGGUGCCGGCUUCUAGCCAAAUCACUCCUAUUACCUCUCUUCUUAUUGCCAACCGCGGCGAGAUCGCUCUCCGAAUCCACAAGACCGCAGACAGGUUAGGGAUCAAGACGACGACCAUCUACACGGACCCCGACAGCAAGAGCCAGCACGCCGCGUGCUCCCCGCACUCCUUGAACCUGGGCGACGCAAGAGCGUACUUGGACGGCGAACGCAUCAUCUCCCUAGCUAAGAAACACGGCAUACAAGCCCUACAUCCCGGCUAUGGCUUCUUGUCUGAGAACUCCCGAUUUGCUGAGAGGUGCGAAAAGGAGGGCAUUGUCUUCGUUGGACCUCCGGCGCAGGCAAUGACCGAUAUGGGAGACAAGGCGCGAAGCAAGAUCAUCAUGACGAAUGCCGGCGUGCCUUGCGUUCCAGGAUACCAUGGUUCAGAUCAAGGGGAGGCACAACUAUUGGAACACGCGAAGAAUAUCAAAUUCCCAGUGUUGCUAAAGAGCGUCAAAGGUGGUGGCGGCAAGGGCAUGCGCAUCGUCAUGACCGAGGACGAGUUUACUGCCCAGCUUGGCAGUGCUCGUGCCGAGGCUCGCGCUUCCUUUGGCGAGGGUGGAGAGGUCAUGUUGGUGGAGAAGUAUAUUGUGCGCCCUCGUCAUGUUGAGGUGCAAGUCUUCGCGGAUAAGCUGGGCAAUUGCGUUGCCUUAGGCGAGCGUGAUUGCAGUGUCCAGAGGCGACACCAAAAGAUCCUUGAGGAGUCUCCAGCGCCUGACUUGAUUGAGGAAACUCGUCUCGAUCUUUGGGAGAAGGCCAGGAAAGCUGCUCUGGCUGUUAACUACGUUGGCGCUGGCACUGUUGAGUUCAUUCUGGACAAGGACACCGGAGACUUUUACUUCAUGGAGAUGAACACCCGGUUACAAGUCGAGCAUCCUGUCAGCGAGAUGGUCACCGGCACCGACCUUGUCGAAUGGCAAUUCCGUGUUGCCGCUGGAGAGAAGCUACCUAUGACGCAGGAAGAGAUCGUGGAGAACAUCAAGCAGCACGGUGCAGCCAUUGAGGCUCGUAUCUAUGCCGAAAAUCCGGAGAAGGGGUUCAUGCCGGAUUCCGGCAAGCUGAUUCACCUCACCACGCCCAAGACGAACGAGGACAUCCGCAUCGACGCCGGCUUUAUCCAGGGCGACACUGUCUCGGAAGCCUACGAUGGCAUGAUUGCCAAGUUGAUUGUUCGCGGCAAGGAUAGAGAGACUGCUAUCCGCAGGCUGGAACUGGCUCUCCGCGAGUACGAAGUUGUUGGUCUCAGCACCAACAUCGAGUUUCUGAAACGUUUGUGCCGGUCUCCAGCAUUCAUCGAGGGCGAUGUCGAGACGGGCUUUAUCGAUAAGUGGAGAGAUGAACUCUUCAAGCCGCGGCUAAUCCGAGACGAGGUCUUUGUCCAGGCUGCUCUCAGUUCAUUGUCUCCCCAACUAUCACACGCUGCUCCCCAUGGAGGUAGCUUGGGCUUUGGUGAGGCCAGCACCCUCAGCGAGCGCAAGUUUGCCUUCAAGGUGCUCGACUUGUACAGCGAGCAGGAAGGAGAAGUUGUGGAAGUUAGCAUCACACAAAAGUCCCAUCAGCUCUUCGAUGCGCGCGUAACAAGGAAUGGAGAGCAGUCAUCCCAGGUUUUCGAGAACCUCAUCAGCAAUUUCCAAUCAAAGUCUUCGUCAACAAACGCACUCACAACGUUCUUCCCCAACGAAAGAUUGGAGACGACAGUCGUGCAGAAUACGCAGAAUGAGCAGGAUACCAAGAUUGCCGUGUUCCAACAUGGCAUCAAGACCGAGCUUUCCCUUCUGCCGCCAAGCUGGUUUGAGAGGGCCCUCGGUUUGAAAGAGGUCACGGCGUCCGUCAUGGCACCGAUGCCUUGCAAGAUUCUGAAGAACGAGGUGGAGGAAGGGCAAACGGUGGCCAAGGGAGCUCCGUUGGUCGUUAUCGAGUCUAUGAAGAUGGAGACAGUUAUCCGGUCGCCCCAGAAUGGCGUGGUAAAGAAGCUGGCGCACAAGGAAGGCGAUAUCUGCAAAGCCGGAACAGUCUUGGUACAAUUUGAGGAAGAAGCUACGGAGGAUUCAUAAGCGGGCGGUGCUCGAUUGGCAUGUGAAAAGAAUAAUGGUUUGAGGUUUGUACAGCGACUAGGGUUAGAUUAACGACUCGCUUUUAUUGAAGAACUCACUCGU